GUUCAUAUUGAAGAUUGUGGAUCAUUCGCGACAGAGCCCGGAGUUAUCUGUAAAUAUUUUCACCGAGAAAGUGGGGCAUCUUCCCGUCGUAAAAUCUCAUAGCGACUUGAUUGUCCUUCAUAAUGUCCUGGAUAACGCCAAUAUAUUUUUGUGUUGUUCGUGUGGUAGCAAUCCAUCCCCUUCAAGCUGAAGAUGUAUAUUCAUGUAAUGAGAGGGGUGAAAGUGAGAUGAGAUUGACACUGGAGGACCCAACUGCAAGAAUUCAUGCCCAUUUAUUAGGGGAAGCGUUGGUGGAAUUUUUCAAUGGUUUUCCUCCGGAUUUGCUGCAUGCCAAAAUGAAGAAAUUACUUGGAGUAGCAGAACAUGAAAAUUUGACAGAGAUAUCCACCACUGAUAAAGUGUUGUAUAGAUACAAGGGAUGUUGCUGGGAACACACGUUAUUACAUUUGUUUUACCAGGCUGAUCUAGUAUUCUAGGGGUUGGGUUUGUGUUCAUAGGAGGAGGUUGUUCUUGUAUGUUUGAUUUGGUUGUGGUACUUUUGUCAUAAGAAGUGCUUGCUUGAUGAUGAUCACAGUAAAUAGCAUAGUAGUUUCGUCUCU
Molecule: messenger RNA, 599 nt
Organism: Manihot esculenta (cassava)
Lineage: Eukaryota; Viridiplantae; Streptophyta; Magnoliopsida; Malpighiales; Euphorbiaceae
Product: protection of telomeres protein 1a-like
Exons: 3
Coding region: 123-476 (117 amino acids)
Source: RefSeq, a predicted model, not a curated record